CCUCCUCCUCCUCCUCAUCUGUCUCGUCUCGCCCAACUGCCCUUUCUUAUCUCUGUUACCGUCCUCCACUUUGUUUCCUUAUCCCCCACCACAUGCGUCGACAUCAGUCUCGCUCCCUGCGAUAGCCAUGGCCGCCUCGGCACUCGCGACGAGCCUCCUCACCGUCUGCCCCGUCGUCGGCGACCUCCCCACGCUCUUCGGCCCCGACAGCACCACGACCCAUCCCACCCCGUCUCGGCGCCAGAUGGCCGCCCUGCUCCGGAACGGAGGCGGCGGUGGCGGCGGUGUCGGUGGCGCUGUCUAUCCACGACGUCAGCAUAGCGACAGCAGCACAAGCAGCAACAGCAGCGGCUGUCAGCGCGGUAGCAGCGCCACGAGCGGCGGCGGAACGAACAGCAGGAGAGAGUCUGUCGACUCUACAACGAUAACAACAGCAGGAGCAGGCUCGAGCUGUUGCGGCUCCCCAUCAUGCCUCGAGUGCGACGCCACCGCAGCGGUGCGCGAAAUGGCCGUAUGCGUCGAGGACCCGGCUGAAGACCACGACGCCGCCUCUUCCUCCUCCUCCUCUUCCUCUUCCGUCACAUCCGUGCUGCUUCUGACACGGGGCAGCGCCCUCUCAGGCACCGGUGUGGACGCCCUGGGUGACGGCUUCAUGGUGUUUGACACCAGCAUGCGGCAGAUACAGACACGUACGGGCAGCACUCUACCUUGGCGACCCAUUUGCUUUGUAUGCGCGUCGCUGACACCCACAUGGCCGUAGUAGGCGACUCUACAUAGACAAAACGAGCCGCCAGUUCGAUCAACAGGACGGGGAUGGAGCCUUGCGGGCCGCAGGCUCACACCAAUGCGUUCGCCGGUAGAUGGGGACUGGGAGGCAGAUCUGUUGACAUAUGCAAGCAAACCGGUUUUUGGGCGCACGGUGUUAGGAUGUCAUGAUUCGUCUGGGUUUGGCCUAAUCAAUUUCUUAUACAUAGCACCGCAGCCCAUCUAAACAAGAGCUGAACACAGCCAAUAUUCACAC
Purpureocillium takamizusanense is the source of this 1021-nucleotide messenger RNA. RefSeq lists its product as uncharacterized. The record is from RefSeq and is a predicted model, not a curated record. The transcript is spliced from 2 exons. NCBI's taxonomy places the organism in Eukaryota, Fungi, Ascomycota, Sordariomycetes, Hypocreales, Ophiocordycipitaceae. The coding region runs from base 128 to 760 and encodes 210 amino acids.